CAAAAUUUUACGAAUUUGCUGUGAUUAUCGCCUAUCAUUUUAGGCGUUGUUUCAUCGAAAGCGCCUUCAAAAUGAUCCAAUACGUACAAGUAACUGAACUUGAUGGAGAAGAGCCCAUCGAGCUUCCAUCAGAAGAGGAUGGAACGAUUCUGUUAUCCACUUUAGCAGCCCAAUAUCCAGGAGCCUGUGGACUCAAAUAUCAUCCUGAAGCUGGUUCAAUGAGAUGGAGAGGGAUUCGUUUGGCUGAUGGAAAACUCCACCCUCCUGAGCAUAUGGAAGGACAUUGGGGCAAUAUCAAAUAUGUAGUUAAUCUAGUCCCUAAAGAGGGUAAACGCAAAGGUGAUGAUGGACUGGAAAAUCCUCAUGCCAAGACAAAGCGGGUGGAGAACAAAAAGUGCAGUGAUCUAAUAGUGCUUGGACUUCCAUGGAAAACAACAAAAGAAGAAGUGAAGAAAUACUUUGGAAAGUUUGGUGAAGUCCUCUUGGUCCAGAUCAAAACUGACAUUCAUACCAACAAAUCAAAAGGCUAUGGCUUUAUAAGGUUUGGAGAAUAUGAAGCGCAGCUGGCCUGUUUGAAAGAAAGGCAUUAUAUCGAUGGACGACGCUGUGAAGUUCGAAUACCCAACUCUAAAGUCGGCAGCACGGACUAUGGACCGAGGAAGGUGUUUGUUGGCAGGACGACAGAGAACAUGACAGCAGACGAUCUCCGGCAGUUCUUUAUGAGGUUUGGCGACGUUACUGAUGUCUUUAUUCCUAAACCGUUCCGAGCGUUUGCGUUUGUCACGUUUGCGGAUGCGGAGGUGGCCCAGGAUCUCCUGGGGAACGACUACUUGAUAGAUGGCGUGAGUGUGCAUGUCUGUGCAGCGUCGCCCAAGAAUGAUAAGAAUCAGGAGAAGAGGAGGAGCGAUGGCAGCAGUGUGGGGGGCUGUCGUGAUGACCGCAGUGAUAAUUAUAAUAGCCAGAGAGGUGGUGGAGGAGGAGGGGAUAGGGGUGGGAACUGGAACAACCACAUGGGAAAUAGAGGCGGUGGUGGUGGUGGCGGCGGCGGCGGUGGUGGUGGUGGCAGUGGUGGUGGUGGUGGUGGAAAUGAUGGUGGUAACAUGGGUGGCAAUAUGGGGGGUGGUAUGGGCAUGGGUGGAAUGGGGAUGGGAAUAGGCCAGUUUGCGUUGAAUCCAGCAAUGUUUGCGGCUGCAUUGAGUCAGAAUCCUUGGGGUUUGUUGGGCCUUACUAAUUCGGGGGGCGGUGGCAAUAACUCUGGUGGUGGGGGAGACUGCAAUAAUCCAAUGAGCAGUGGUGGUAGCCAUAAUAAUAGUGGUGGGGGUGGGGGUGGGGGUGGGGGUGGUGGAAGUGGGGGAGGAGGUUACAGCAGUGGGUACAACAGUGGUAAUAAUUCUUCCAGUAGUAAUAAUAUGGGUGGUAAUAAUGGAUUUUUCAGCGGCUGGGGCCCUGGUGGUGGAUCAGGGGGAUCUGGUGGGAGUGAUUCGGGGAAUGGGACCGGUUGGGGCAAUAUCAGGGACUCUGUGAUUGGCUCGAAAUGA
Molecule: messenger RNA, 1538 nt
Organism: Lineus longissimus
Lineage: Eukaryota; Metazoa; Nemertea; Pilidiophora; Heteronemertea; Lineidae
Product: TAR DNA-binding protein 43-like
Exons: 4
Coding region: 72-1538 (488 amino acids)
Biological process (GO): regulation of gene expression
Cellular component (GO): nucleoplasm; chromatin
Molecular function (GO): RNA binding
Source: RefSeq, a predicted model, not a curated record